Cylas formicarius (sweet potato weevil) is the source of this 2463-nucleotide messenger RNA. RefSeq lists its product as uncharacterized. Gene Ontology annotation, molecular function: serine-type endopeptidase activity. The transcript is spliced from 13 exons. Gene Ontology annotation, biological process: proteolysis. The record is from RefSeq and is a predicted model, not a curated record. NCBI's taxonomy places the organism in Eukaryota, Metazoa, Arthropoda, Insecta, Coleoptera, Brentidae. The coding region runs from base 61 to 2463 and encodes 800 amino acids.
GCCGAUAUUGGCGAAUUGGGAGUGCAGGCAAGAACUACCGAUCAGUGACUACAAGCAACGAUGCUGGCGCUAACUGUUUUGGCAUGGGCCGUCUUCCUGGCAACAGAUGUCGUCGGUACACAUUCUGACCUCAGAAUAAUCGGUGGUCACGACACCAACAUCACCGAUCACCCUCAUCAGGUGUCCGUUUUGUAUUUUAACGGCCACUCUUGCGGUGGUUCCUUGAUUUCCUCCAAAUGGGUUCUGAGUGCAGCUCACUGCACUCAACGCUUCCGCGUUGAACCUUCGGUAUUCAAAUACUCAAUUCGUCUGGGCACUCACUUCUAUAACGCCGGAGGUCAAAUAGUCCCGGUGCUCAGGAUAGUAGACCAUCCUCUAUACGGGACCUUCUUUUUGCACUUCGACAUCACCCUUCUCGAGAUGGAUCGAAACGUCGGCGAUGGGGUCACCAUCAAACCGAUCGCGCUGCCACAACAAGACCAAGAGAUACUACCGGGCACAACCGCAGUUGUUACUGGCUGGGGUACUAUGACCAUGGGUAUAAGCCACCCCCCGCAGCAACUCCAAGAAGUGUUCGUUCCAAUAGUAAGCUUCGAGACGUGCAGGAGUGUUUACGGGAACUGGAUGACCACGAGCAUGAUAUGCGCAGGGUUCGUGGAUGGAGGCAAAGACGCGUGCCAAGGAGAUUCGGGUGGGCCACUGCUCGUAAACAACGAACUCGUCGGGGUCGUAUCUUGGGGAGAGGGCUGUGCCCUGGCCGGAUAUCCUGGGGUAUACGCGAGCGUACCGGCCGCGCGCGACUGGAUCAGAAACGUCACAGGACCAACUGUAGGAUGUGGUGGUAGACGUCUUUGGCCCAUUGCGGAUGAUCGUACCCGUUCUCUUUCUACGGGAAGGGAAACGAAUAUAACUGCACCAGGAGAACCAAAUACCUCGAAGCAGUACCUCGGUCGUCAACUUGAGGAAUCCCCAGAAGAGUCGGUUGUACUUCGGACAGUUCUUAAGCGGGUCGGCAAGCACGUGGUCUUCGUGGACGGGCCAGUAAUUGAAAGGCACCGGUUGCCAGUUGAUGCUGUUCUCCCACACGAGGUCUCCACGCGGAGGAAACAGCGACGCCAGUACAAGCUGCAAGGACAUUUUGGUCCUGUUGUAGUCGGUGCAUCGCGCAUCGACAGUGUCGAGGUCGAAACCCAUAAAAAGUCAUUCACACAAACAACCGCGCCUUGGGAACCGGGUACUUACCACGUGGACGAGCUCGAGGGUGUCCAGGCCUUGGGCGUCUUCUCCGUGGACCGACCUGGAGGAGGCGUGGCGCAAAACCGAAGCAAAAAGAACGAAUGCAAAUGCAAACGCCAGUUUGCCGAUCAUCUUUGGCGACCGUCUCAGACUGACAAUAGCGACGUCCUAUCUGACUCGUCGAUGGAGCACAAAGAGGAGCAACCGAGAGAAGAACGUUGGAUCACCGGUGGUGCAACACGAGGAAAUGUUACAACAGAGAUGGAAGCGCAGAUUAGGCGGAAACCACCAAACAAAACUUGUAUUUACCCAUUGCGUACGAAAGUUUAUCUGAUAGUGCAAACCCACGAGAUCAGUCGUCGUCGGGUUUGCGGUCCAAACAUGUCGUUUUUGUUACUGGCUGUGAUUUAUGGACUGUACCAUGACAGCGCGUACGCGAAGAGCUUGAAAUUGGAUACAAGGAUCGUAGGCGGGAAAGCGAUAGAUAUACGCUCGGCUCCAUAUCAGGUGUCCAUACAAGUAGGCAAAAACCACGUGUGCGGGGGCGCCCUGAUCCUCCCCUCCCUGGUGGUGUCUGCGGCCCAUUGCUUUUACUCCAACCCCUACGCGAUGUUUUACAACGUCCGAGCCGGUAGCAACACGAUAAAUAAUGGCGGAGUUUACGUAGCGGCAAAAAAGAUAACCAUCCACGAAGGUUACUCCCAGAGCGGCCUGGAGGAUGAUAUCGCACUGGUUGAGCUAGCGGUACCGUUGCCUGUAUCGGACACCAUCCGUCCCAUAAACGUAUCGGCAAAUGACGACUACACACCCAAUAGCAUGGCUUGGGUCAGUGGAUGGGGUCACGAAAAGGAAAAUGGGUCCCUAGCUGCGCAGCUAAUGCGAGCUGAGGUGCCGAUCACCUCGCGCGUCUACUGCAGGUCCAAAUACAAGUCGCUGGCGUUGGUGACGGAGAAGAUGGUGUGCGCGGGGUACCGCGAAGGCGGCGCAGACGCCUGUCAGGGCGACUCGGGCGGCCCUCUGGUGUUAAAUGGACGUCUUAUAGGUACCGUCAGUUUCGGUAUGGGAUGCGCGAGAGAAUAUCCCGGAGUUUACUGCAACGUUGCCAAAUACGUAACGUGGAUAGCGGACCACAGCAACUACACGGCGGCCUCAGCGAGCGGUUUCGUCAAAUCCGGUCAAACGUUUAUCUUUUUGACGCUCACGCUGACUAUCGUCGUCGGGAUUUGA